AACAAAAAUAUGCGGCGCGUGGAGAAAACGUCCACAUGUGCACGCUUAAAAGAUAAAGAAGAGAAGGACUUGCCCUGAAGAACGGAGCAGCCCAGCAGGAGACUCUCUGCUUUAAGCUUUGUUUCGCUGUGUUCCUCCUCACUUUGGUGUUGCAGGCCCUGCUCUGAGGUAAGGAUUUAAGUGCUGAUUAACUGAAUUUGCAUAACUGGAGCCCAAGACAACUCUAGUUAAGCCUCAUGCUUGCAGGCAAGGCUGCUCAUCCCCCAGGUCAGCACAGCCAGUUCCUAACCCCCACGCGUCGCUGGCAUGCACUCAUCCUGUCUGCAGGCAGCUUGGGACACCGACUCCAGGCACCUUCUUCAGAAGUCAGGACUAGCGCUGCCUCUGAAGGACUUCCCUCAUAAUGCAGGCAAGGUUGGACCAUACGUGAUGUGCAGGCACAGGAACUUCUGGGUCGCGCGGACGAGAGAAAAAACUACAAAUAAGGAAGGAAGAAAGAAGUGCGGCGGACAGAAGAACAAGAUGUUGGUGCUGUCUAACGACACGGCCCUGAAUUCACUCCUCUCCAAGCUGCUGCAAGACUACCUACAGCAGAAGAAUAGCUCUGCACCUUCCCAGGUCAAAAGCGCCAGCAGCAAUCUGGAAAUCAUCUAUGUGCUGCUGCUGAUCGGCCUCUUUGGCUUCUUCACAGUGGGGGUCAUGCUGAGCAACAUCCGCUCCAAGAGGCUGGAGGGCUCCCGCGACCCCUACAACACCUACAUUGCCACAGACGUUUGGCACAAGAAGGACAGGGAGUAUUUUCAAGCCAAGCUCAUAGAAAAUUACAAGCUGUGCUGUGUCUUUGAAAACCAGCUGGCUGUGGAGCAGCCAAGCACGCAGAUUCCCGAGGCCAAGUCUUCCUAGGAAAAGAGGAGAAAGGAUUGCACUUUGCACAGGGACAGCCUGAGCCAUCCCUGGUAUGAACCAGGCUAGCUGCUUGCCCAUCUCUAGAGCCACAGGCGAUGGCCUCGGUCAGGCUGAAUAACUGUGAAUUGAGGGUGAAGCUGAUGGGUCUGUGGUGGCCCCGGUGCUGCAGAAGUGCCUGGCCACUAGUACCUUGUUGCAGUCACUGUAAGGUCAAGGAGGAGGACACACUGUGGGAGUAUCAUGGACUUAUCAGCUUCACCUAGCGAAAAAAGAAAUUGUUGGUGUUGCCAGUGUGAACGCUUGCAGUAGUCCAUGUAAUUAAAACCAAAUUGUAUCAUACACAGGCUAGAGGCGUUAACAGCCGUGUAUGGUUUAGGCAAUCAUUUUCAAGUAAGGCCACUUUCUUCUAAGAAAAAGUAGGUGAAAUAUUUCCUUUGCAUUUUUGUCCAGCAUAGAAUAAUAAUUCUACAAAUUGUACAACGCUGUGGAUGACCUAUUUCUUCCAGAAUCAUGCACCUCUUUGAGAUAAAAUUUUAGAAAAAGAUAUCCAUUUUUUGCUGAAAACCACUUCCGUGGAAAAAUGCAGACUUUGGAGGAAAAUCUUUUAGUGGCUCUCCCUAAUUGCUAGCAGGUAACCCAGACCAGUCUUGCUGGCUGCUUUUGGUAUUCCUUUUCCUGGAUGGGGUUUGAUCCUGGCAGCAAUAUCCAACCUUGUACAAAGAACCAGCAGCAACACAGUCUAUGCAAGUGAGUAAUGUUUCAAGAGUUUCAGUCACAUUUAAUUGUUGCACUUACUGACCUAAGUGCUAGCCCUUGGUUGGAAAGUGAAUUGCCACUUUAUGAAAAGCAGUUCCACAAAGUGUCUGGCAUUUAAUCACUGAUACAGCACACAACACAUCUGUGCUUAACUUAAAUCCUGUGAGCAGUGCCUCCAGCUUCCCAGAGCAGCCUCCUUCGGUACAACUCUUUAUCUAUCGCAGUACCCAACACAAAAGUGGGUGCCAACAAGGUUUUCCUGCCCUUGUCCUCCUUACCGUCUCCUUUGGUGGGCUGUGUCUGCUGAGCUGCAGGGGGAAGGUGGCAUCCAGGCUCAGCCUCUACGGCAGAAGCUACCAGCUGUCUCUGUUAAAAGGGAGAAGUAUGGCUCCCCUGGAUGUUGCGUUACUCAGAAUAGCAACCUCGCCAGCUUGAAGCCAGUUUUCUUGUUUGGGAUCAAAGAAGCAAUGGGCUGGAAGGGAGGUGUUUUUUCUUAUUUCUGCUUUGCAGAUGCACAUCCCACUUUUAGCUACUGGAGAGGGAAGAGAAGCGGGAAAGGCUUGAGAGACAGUCGUGCAGAGCAGUGGCUUCAAAGGCAAGGCGAGGGCAGAGCAGGGGCAGAGAGCUACCCACAUAUUUGGAGGGGCAAGCAAUACAAGUCACAGCACAUCCCCUUUCCAUACAUAGGUACUUCUUUAACACUGCACUUUCAUUAAAGUAAUAAUCUAGCCAUGUUUGUAUUCCCAUAAUACUUACGACAAUUAAAAAUGCAGGGUUGUUUUUUUUUUUUGAAGAUAUUUAUAUGGUGUCCACCAUUAGCCUGUGGAGAAGAUACAUGUUUUCAGUGUCUUGAACAGCUCGGAAAAAGUCUCCAUCAGCUUAAUUAUCUGAGUCACUUUUUCCUCUAGAGGAAUGUAAACCAAAGCCAGCCUUUGGAAAAAUGUUGAUUUCUCAGCCUGGGCACUGCUCUGCUGGGAUCUCACCGCUCAGUCUGUUUAUUACUUGCAUUUCCCGCCUGCUGUGAGAGUGCAAGUACUCUUGCUUGCUGGUUCUCCAGAGGCAAGCCUCUGCAGCAUUGCUGAUAAUGUUUAAACUUGCAUCAAAAAUGACCUGUAAUUACAUUAAAACCUUCAAACAUUGAGCUUGUCAAAAAGGCUGUCUUCUUCAGCUCCUCCCUCCAUCCCAAGUUUUUUUCAGGUAUUUUGGGUCUAGGCACUUGCUGCUCGCUUGAUUUUAAUAGCCUCAAUGUAGUUCUUUGUGAUGAGGGUGAUUGUCAGUGUUAGGCGGCUCCUACUUCUUUUUUUUAGCUCUGCCAUUUUAUUUCUUUAAAAAAGAGGGAAACCACUGUGCUUUAGUUGUAACGGUUUCCUGUGCCACCAGGCUACAAAUCACACUUCAGUGGCCGUUGUAGACUCCCAUUGUGGCCUUUCACAUUACCUUUCAGUCUUGCAGGUCUUUUUUCCCUGUUUUUUCACUUGUACAAAGCAAUAAAAUAUGAAUUACAAACUGUG
Messenger RNA from Calidris pugnax (ruff), 3173 nucleotides. RefSeq names its product potassium channel, voltage gated subfamily E regulatory beta subunit 1 (gene KCNE1). Gene Ontology annotation, cellular component: membrane. NCBI's taxonomy places the organism in Eukaryota, Metazoa, Chordata, Aves, Charadriiformes, Scolopacidae. The transcript is spliced from 4 exons. The coding region runs from base 307 to 903 and encodes 198 amino acids. Gene Ontology annotation, biological process: regulation of heart rate by cardiac conduction; ventricular cardiac muscle cell action potential; membrane repolarization during action potential. The record is from RefSeq and is a predicted model, not a curated record. Gene Ontology annotation, molecular function: transmembrane transporter binding; voltage-gated potassium channel activity involved in ventricular cardiac muscle cell action potential repolarization; delayed rectifier potassium channel activity.